Fusarium falciforme is the source of this 648-nucleotide messenger RNA. RefSeq lists its product as hypothetical. The coding region runs from base 1 to 648 and encodes 215 amino acids. The transcript has a single exon. The record is from RefSeq and is a predicted model, not a curated record. NCBI's taxonomy places the organism in Eukaryota, Fungi, Ascomycota, Sordariomycetes, Hypocreales, Nectriaceae.
AUGAUUGACUUCGAUGAAAGAUGGAAUACAUCUCGUCGAACACCUCAUCCGAACGCCAACACCAACACCAACACCAACACCAAAAACGACGCCAAUGACAUCGAUUUCGAUGAGACAUGGGUUCACAUGGAUACAUCUGCUGUCGUAGACAACGCCGCUGUCAUUGACAACGCUGCCGUCAUGAAGAACGCUACCGGCACUGAAGAGAAUACUGACCUCACCGACCGGUGUCUGCCAGUGACCAAUGGCGAGUUGCAGUAUUGGGAUAAGAGUGGAUGCCCUUGUGCCACGGGAACUAUGCCAGAGGUGAUCAAACAAUGGCUCAAGGACGAAUGCCGGGAUACGCGCAAGAAGGACGAAUGGAUAAAUUGGCUGAUGGAGGCUCCGUUGGACCCGAGCCAAUUCGGCGGCGCUUGCAUGACGCCUUGCAAUGACAUCGCAUCCCCAGAAGGGUUAAAGUCGGCAGUUGGACGGUCCCUUGAUGAUCUGAAUCAUAUGUAUGCUGACAUGGAAACGUUCAAGGCAGAGAGGAACAAAAAGCUGGACGAGGCACUACAAUUGGACUUUAACUAUCGGUCGGCCAAAAGAGACGUUGAGUGGUACACUAUGGUCAUCAUGAGGUCCCUCGAGAAGGAUGGCGAGACUUGA